Molecule: messenger RNA, 282 nt
Organism: Necator americanus (New World hookworm)
Lineage: Eukaryota; Metazoa; Nematoda; Chromadorea; Rhabditida; Ancylostomatidae
Exons: 3
Coding region: 1-282 (93 amino acids)
Source: RefSeq, a predicted model, not a curated record
AUGUCUACAAGAAAUGGAUCUAUAUUAGAAAGGGAUUGCAAGAUGUCAAAGCAAAGCGACGCUGAAUCGUAUCUAAAACCUUUCAUCGGAUUUACAGCAGAGCAGCUAAAAAUAGCUCAACAAAGUACGUACUGGAAAUUUUGGAGAAUUACUGCUAUUGUUGUGUUCUGGCUUCUUUGGGCAAGUAUGGUUGCUGGUGCGGUUAUUAUCAUUGUUUUGAACAACGGAGACGUUCCAUCCAGUACGACUACGGUCACUCCUCCAACUACCAAGCAAAAAUAA